AUGGGUUCUUAUCAUGAUCAUCAUAUCAUUUCCCUUCUUUUGGCUAAGGAAGUGGAAGCAGCAUGGACUGAUAAUGACGAAGCGUUGCUGCAAGCUCAUCAUCUCAAGGCAUCUUGGGCUUUGUUGCUUGGCAGACUCUCAGAAACACCAACGACGACAUUUGCAGUAUUGGAACAACCGGCAGUCCCACCGAGCGAUGCGUGUUCGAAAUUAGUGCCUUCGGUUCCACAUCUAGAGACCUGGGAGAUAUCAGACAGUCCGGAUAGUCUCUUGGUAGAUGUAGCGAAGCAAAAGCAAAGAGAGCCUCUUCCAGGGACACAGCCCUCAACGGGUGUGGUCAUCAGGUGGCAUGAUGAACCGAACGGUCCGAGCUUGUUACCCGGCGCAUUCAAUACAAUGGUGGUUUUGGACUGCAGUACAUCGCCCGCCCAAAUAUCCAUGGAAUACUCAAGGACAUCUCUCACUAUGAACCAAGCAUGGUCACAAUUAACGGCAAUGGUUCACAUUUUGGAGCAAAUGAUUACGAGCCCAGGCGUAUCACUGCGAGAGGUGGAUUUCCUGGGCUCAUAUGGCAUCGGGUUGAUCCGACAAUGGAAUAACCCGUACUCACUCGCACGACCACAAGUGUGCAUUCAUACCUUGAUCCUAGAACAUUGCCGAAGUCAACCCGAGGCUGAGGCGCUGUGUGCUUGGGAUGGUUCCAUCACGUAUGCAGAGCUUGGUCAACUAUCACUCGCAGUCGGACUUCAGCUGCUGUCACUUGGUGUUGGCCCAGAGUCAGUGGUGCCGCUGUACUUCGAAAAGUCGCGCUGGGCCGUGGUCGCCAUGAUUGGAGUGCUAAGAGCGGGGGCUGCUUUUGUUCUUCUCGAUCACUCUCAUCCUAUGGCUCGUCUAGUCGAGAUUUGCUCAGAAGUGCAAGCAACAGUUGCCAUCGCAUCAGAGUCAUUGCAGGAACUGGGUCAGCAGCUGGGCCCUCGGGUUAUCACGGUCCUCGACACGAUGAAGAAUCACGUUGAGACUAGCAAAAAUACCUUUACCGCAUCUGUCAAGCCUUCAAAUGCCGCAUACGUCGCGUUUACUUCUGGCUCCACUGGAAAGCCCAAAGGGAUUGUGAUUGAACAUCAGUGCUUCGUUGCAAAUACGCUGGCCCAGAACGCAGUCCAGAAUAUCAAUAGACAAACACGAGCAUUUCAGUUUGCAUCCUAUGGGUUUGAUAGCAGCAUUCUUGAGACACUCAUGACUUUGGUGGCGGGUGGUUGUGUCUGUAUACCCUCGGACCAGCAGCGUCUCAACGGUCUGGCAGACGCUAUCCGUGGGCUGCGAGUCAAUUGGCUCGAACUCACUCCAUCGGUGGCACGGUUUAUAAAUCCCAAGGAGGUUCCCGACGUGCGAUCUGUCUUGCUUGUCGGUGAGCCCAUGUCUCAAGACCACAUCAAACAAUGGUCCAGGACGGGGAAGGUCCAACUCCUCAACGCAUAUGGCCCUGCCGAGUGCAGUGUGGUAACCACUGUACAGCCCCAUGUGCGGUUGGAAGAUCCCCAAAAUAUCGGCCGUUCAUAUAGCAGUCACUGUUGGAUCGCCAACCCUCAAGAUCACAAUCAGUUAGAGCCCCUGGGUGCAGUGGGGGAAUUACUUAUCAGCGGACCAAUUGUGGCGCGAGGCUAUCUCCACCAGCCCCACCAAAGGUCUUUCAUCUCCAACGCUCGUUGGACAACGCGAUUCGGGAUUCCUCCAGGUGAACGCAUUUAUAAAACUGGAGAUCUUGUCCGAUAUAACCUCGAGGAUGGCACGCUGCGAUAUGUUGGGCGCAAGGACCGGGAGGUGAAAAUCCAUGGGCAGCGUGUUGACCUGCAGGAAAUUGAGCACCAUGUCUCUAAGUUUCAGAAGGGAAUACUUGCAGUGGCCGAGGUACUUCAAGUCAACGGUAGCAGCGCGGGGAAACUCCUCGCGCUGUUCAUUGCCACUGCAGAUAAUGGCGAGGCUCUCGUGACGAAGGAAAGCUUCAUUGUCCCCAUGAAUGACAACCUCCUCGAUUUGGUGACCGACAUCAAACGCUGGCUUCGUGACUGUCUACCGCCAUACAUGAUUCCAACGAAAUAUAUAUUCGUCAACCGAUUCCCUCUAACGAGAACUGGCAAGCUCGAUCGACGGGCCUUGGUUGAUCUUGGAGCAGCAUCCAGUCAGUCGCCGUCUGGAGAGCACCCGUCGAAUCAGCGCGAUAGAGAAGAUGUCGAGCUGGAUUCAGAACUUUUCUCGAGGGAAAUUACCUUGUGUUCAGCGUUUGCUGAAGUAUUGGGUUGCCCGGAAAGAAACAUCGGUGCCCAAGACGGUUUCUAUGACAUGGGAGGGAACUCAUUAGCUGCUAUCGAGCUGGUAGCCCGUGCACGCAAGCGUGGUCUGGCGAUAACCGUGGCGGAUGUCAUCCGUCUUCAGAAUCCACAAGAUAUCGCGCGAUGUACUGUGGAAAGUACAGAGGUUCAUGACAUCUUGCCAUUCUCUCUCCUCGCGGAUGCCGAACAGGGUCUAUCCGCCGCGACUGCCCAGUGUGCCAUUGAGAGAGAAAUGAUUGAAGAUAUUUACCCUUGUACCCCACUGCAAGAGGGCCUUAUGAAUCUGUCCGUCAAGAAUCCAGGAGCUUUCAUGGGCACAUACCGGUUCUCGUUGGCUCCUUCUACCAACCUGCAUCGGAUAUGGGCUGCAUGGGAACAACUUUGGCUCGUACAUCCCAUCCUCCGAACACGCAUGAUUCAACUCCAGGAUGGGCAAACCCUUCAAGUAGUCACCAAGCCCAAGUCCCCAUGGAAAGAUAUCUCAGCCAUGGAUGAUUCCCAACUCAUGAACUUGGGGACCCCUCUCGCGCGUGUGACAUUCCAUUCUGGACAAACUUCCAGCGGAUCGGACUCUGACAUAUUUCUGCUGACCAUGCACCACGCUCUUUAUGAUGGAUGGUCAUAUUUGCAGCUGCUCGAGGACCUCCAGGUGAUUUACAACGGGGACAGACCGCCACCACGCCCGGGCUUCAAUCAUGUCAUUCACUACAUCUCCAAACCAAACGUUGAUGACGCCCACUCUUUUUGGACGCAAGAGUUCAGUGGCUUCCAAGGAACAAUGUUCCCUGUCUCUCCCCAACGGCCUUCGGCCUCGCCACAUUGGCAAGUCAGAAGCCAGCAAACUAUCCUGGCCAAGUCAGAUAUGGACUGGACCUUAGCCAAUAAAAUCAAAUUAGCGUGGGCUCUCGUGGUCUCUUCCCAAACUCACUCACAUGAUGUGGUAUACGGAUUGACGGUUUCGGGCCGGAACGCCCCAGUUCCAGAGAUCGAUCGUAUUGCUGGGCCAACUUUUGCAACAUUUCCCUUCCGCACGCAGCUUGAUGAUGAGAUAUCGGUGAAAGAUAUGUUGAUUCAGAUGCGACACCAUGACGUCUCCAUCAUGCUAUUUGAGCAUACCGGUCUCAGGCGUAUCGCGGAGUCAAGCUCAGACGCAGCCCUGGCUUGUGGAUUCCAGAAUCUUCUUACCGUCAGGUUGCAAUCUCUUCAGAUUCCUCGGGGCGCAUUUAUUGCCUUGCCUGAAAACGAAGACCACGAUUUUAAGUUUGCGUCGUAUCCCCUGUCAGUCGUGGCCCAGCAGCAAGAUACAAUACUCGAGGUCAAGGCCGUCUUCAAUAGCCACAUUCUGAGCUCCGAUAGGGCUGAGGCACUCUUAGAACAGUUUGAUGCUUUGCUGCAGCGAAUUUUCCAGAAGCCCGAGGCAACAAUGAAGGACCUGAGGAGCCAGCUGCCUCCCGAGUGGGAGCAAUUGGCGACGAUGAACAAAAAGACCCAGCCUCACCUGCAUUGCCUACACGAUAUUAUCCAGGGCCUCGGCGCCACCCAACCAAACUCAGAGGCUGUCUGCGCAUGGGAUGGCUCCCUGACAUAUGAAAAUCUUGUCACGUUGGCGCGGAGAUUAGCAGGCCAUCUCCAGUCUUUCGGAUCUGGGUCGGAACCCAGUGCAGUGAUCGGUAUUUGCGUGGAAAAAUCGAAAUGGUUUCCCGUUGCCAUCCUGGGCGUCAUGAUGUCUGGGGCCGCCAUGGUUUUGUUAGAACCUAACUUCCCUGUACAGCGUUUGCAGCAUAUCUUGCGAGAUGCCGGGGCGCGAACUAUCAUAUGCUCUGCGGUAUUCCAAGAGAAGUGCACUGGCAUGGUCGACGAUAUAUUGGUUCUGACUCCGGAUAUCGUGACCCAAGCGGACUACGACGCUUGGACUCCGCCAGCUGUGUCUCAUCGAGAUCCAAUGUAUGUUGCUUUCACAUCCGGGUCAACCGGUGCCCCAAAGGGUGUUGUGAUAGAGCAUGGCAUGGUAUAUUCGAUGGUUCAAGCCCAUAAGGACAGGAUCGGCGCAUCAAUUGCGUCCCGGGGCUUGCUUUUCGCCUCGCCCGCGUUCGAUAUCUGUCUUGCUGAGAUUGUCCUUAUCCUCGGUGCGGGGGGCUGCGUCUGUGUGCCUUCUGAAGCCCAACGCCUGAGCAGCUUGGCGAAAACGAUGACAGCCAUGCAGGUCAACAUGGCCAUGCUGACUCCUUCGGUGGCGCGAACCCUUUCUCCAGCAGCGGUCCCUUAUCUCCAAACCCUGAUACUUGGAGGGGAGCCACCAUCAGCCUCUGAUCUGGCGAAAUGGGCUUCAAGGGUCCGUCUGCAUCAAUCCUAUGGUCCCGCCGAGUGCGCUAUGUACACGACCACUACAGCGCCAUUGACUCCCACCUCGGAUUUUGGCAACGUUGGAUCUUCUCCAAAUGCAUCCUGUUGGAUCGUUAACCCAGAUAACCAUGAUGAGCUUGAACCUGUGGGGUCUGUAGGAGAACUAUUGAUUGGUGGGCCGAUUGUUGGAAGAGGAUAUAUCAACCGAGCCCAGGAGUCUGCAGCAGCCUUCAUUUGUGAUCCUGUCUGGGUCGACAAAUUCCCUUUCAUGAGAAGAGACCGGCUUUAUAAGACUGGUGAUCUUGCUGUAUUGAAUGCCGACGGGUCUUUAACUUUGGUCGGUCGAAAGGAUACACAGGUCAAGCUCAAUGGACAACGGAUUGAGCUGCAUGAGAUCGAGUAUUGUGCGGAGAGAUACCAACAUGGCACUGCGGUCAUUGCGGAAUUGAUAACACCUGCCGGCAUCCAGAGACCCAGACUUGUCAUGUUUGUCUAUGACCCUGGGACAGUAGAAACGACGGUUGACAUCACGUCGACUUAUCAUGACCAUCGGGAAGUGUUUCUCUCCCCAUCAACGCAAAACCGAGUUUACCUUGAAGGUAUAAAACAUCAUCUCAGCCAACACCUUCCACCGUACAUGAUACCGUCCCUUUUCCUUUCACUAUCACGUCUACCGCUAAGCCCGAGUGGCAAAGCCGACCGCAAGACACUACGUCAGAUUGCAUCGAAAAUGGACAGACAGACAUUGGAGAUGUAUCUGGACAACCCGGUGGAAGAGAAAGGGGAACCAGUCACUGAGCAAGAGCGAUUUGUGCGUGCAAGUUUUGCGACAGCCUUAUCAUUAAACGAGGAGGCCAUUGGUAUGGACGAUAACUUCUUCGCUCUUGGAGGCGAUUCCAUCACUGCCAUGCGGGUUCUCACGUUCUGUCGGAGCAGGAACAUGGCCAUCUCGAUGCAGGAAUUCCUCUCAAAGAACACUGUAUCGUUGUUUUGCGCACAUGUCAUUAUGAAUCAAGGCGCGGCCGUUGAUUCCAAAAACCAGAAACUGUUGAAUUCAAAAGAAUCCGUUAGAAGGGAAGAUCAACCCGUCCAGUUUGAGCACAUGGAUUACCAGCUGGAUAUGGUUCGAUCUCUGUUGAAUUUGUUGAAAUCGGAUUCUAUCGAGGAAGUCUACCCCUGCUCUGGUGCCCACAGUGGGGUGUUGGAGCUCUAUACGUCCAAUUACACGAGCACUGCAAUUUUCAAAAUCUCACCUACAGGAUCAGUUACUCCGACACAGGUGAGCAAUGCUUGGAAUCAACUAGUGCACCGUCAUGUCGCCUUGCGGACAGUCCUCAUGAAAGAGCCAAAUGUUCACGCAGAUUAUCUUCACGUCGUCCUCCACAAGGGACCAGGUCAAAUUAUUACUCUUCCUCUCAGCAAUAAUGCCCUUUCGGAACUGAAAAAUCUCGAGCCAGUCCAAUCCUGGGGCCUGUCACCACCACACCGGUUAAUCAUCGGUCAGGACCAUUCUGGAACGGUCUUCAUGAGGCUGGAAACAGGAUGUGCCUUGAUUGACGCUUUCUCCAUGACCAUUCUACUAGAAGAACUUUCGCUCGUGCUCCAAUGUCGGCCAUUGCCGGAGAAAGGGGUCUCGUAUCGGCAAUAUUUGUCCUAUUUACGCAGCCUGUCGCCUGCAGAAACACUGCAAUACUGGACACAGGCGCUUGGUGGAGUUUAUUCCUCCCACCUGCCCAGAUUACCCGCCACGCAGUCUAUUCUGGCCGAAUCUCGCUCGCAGAGCCGCUACCUUCCAUUCGCGCAAUCAAAGCGCCUAGAUUCCCUCUGGCGCUCCAACAAUCUCACCAUUACCAACGUUUUCCAACUGGCAUGGGCCUUAACCCUCACCCACUAUACCAAUUCCCGCGAUGUAUGCUUUGGAACCAUCACCUCGGGACGUGAUAACCCCCAUCUCGAAGUAUGGAAUAUUGUCGGAUCAUUUUUCAACGUUCUUCCGUGUCGAAUUUCGAUCGAUUCUACGCGCACAGUGUUGGACACCCUCCGACACAACCAGGAGGAAAUUCAACGUCGAAAUGACCACCAAUACUGUUCUAUACCAGACAUAAUUCGUAAAUCUGAGAUAAAAAGCUUAGAGGAUGGUCAGCAGCUGUUUAAUACAGUUCUGACAGUGCAGAAUCCAUCCUCAACCCAAUCGUCUACUGGGAAAGAUGGGAGCAACGAGAUCAAUAUCACACUCAUUGACUUAGAGGAUGCCACUGAGUAUGACCUUUGCGUGGCUGUUCUUCCUUCUGGUUCCAACGUUGAGGUGGAAUUACGCUACUGGUCGACGACUGUAUCUGAGGAAUACGCUUCGGAUAUUCUGGAUCGCCUUUUCGACCAGCUGGAACAGAUUUUGCAGCAUGCGACCAAACCUUUGAGCGUUAUCACCGGCAUUUGA
Penicillium robsamsonii is the source of this 7110-nucleotide messenger RNA. RefSeq names its product non-ribosomal peptide synthetase. NCBI's taxonomy places the organism in Eukaryota, Fungi, Ascomycota, Eurotiomycetes, Eurotiales, Aspergillaceae. Gene Ontology annotation, biological process: secondary metabolite biosynthetic process; amino acid activation for nonribosomal peptide biosynthetic process. Gene Ontology annotation, molecular function: phosphopantetheine binding; catalytic activity. Bases 1 to 7110 code for a protein of 2369 amino acids. The record is from RefSeq and is a predicted model, not a curated record. Gene Ontology annotation, cellular component: cytoplasm. The transcript has 3 exons.